AUGGAUAACUUCAAACUGGGUUUGUUUGUAGGGAUCAAAUGGCACCAGAUAGCUGCGUACCCUAGUCCUCAUACUAUUGGCUGUUCAUGCCUUGUGAAUGAGUAUACAGAGCAAAGCUCCAACGAGACAGGCACUUACUUGUCAGUGAAAAUGACCUACAUGAAACACAAUCGCAGCCAAGAGGCUUCCCUCCCUGCCCUUUACCCGUCCGAGGAGACUAAAGCUCAGUUCAUUUAUGCGCCAGAGGACAAUAACAACCAGUCCAAUGUGUUCUACCUGGACAUAGACUACGAGGAGUAUGCUCUGUCUUACAGCUGCGAGGAUACUGUGUUUGGGAGAUAUGAAUACGCCGCCAUUUACUCUCGGACUGAUACACUUGCCGACGAAGUAUUUGACAUGCUGAAGGGGAAGCUGGAAGACAUUGGAUCAGACAUGUCAAAGUUCAGAGAGCCACAACACGAAGGAUGUCCGACCGAGAACAAAACUGAAUUAAGCGCAGCUGAAAUUUGAGAGCAGAGCAGGAAAAAAUUGAUCAGUAGCAAGUUACAAAAAAUAGACCACCUAGCGCAACAAUACGAGAGAUUACGAUGGAUAUGAAUACUACUAUUUUAAGUUCGUACGAUGUA
Symsagittifera roscoffensis is the source of this 626-nucleotide messenger RNA. Its product is annotated as crustacyanin-C1 subunit-like. Gene Ontology annotation, biological process: response to reactive oxygen species; lipid metabolic process. NCBI's taxonomy places the organism in Eukaryota, Metazoa, Xenacoelomorpha, Acoela, Convolutidae. The coding region runs from base 1 to 510 and encodes 169 amino acids. Gene Ontology annotation, cellular component: cytoplasm. The transcript is spliced from 4 exons. The record is from RefSeq and is a predicted model, not a curated record.